This is a messenger RNA of Colletotrichum costaricense, 1176 nucleotides long. Its product is annotated as methyltransferase domain-containing protein. The record is from RefSeq and is a predicted model, not a curated record. NCBI's taxonomy places the organism in Eukaryota, Fungi, Ascomycota, Sordariomycetes, Glomerellales, Glomerellaceae. The transcript is spliced from 10 exons. The annotation marks the transcript as partial. Gene Ontology annotation, molecular function: methyltransferase activity.
GAGAAACAGCAACCACGGCAGCAGCAGUUAGCUGUGUUCGAUGCCGACGAUGAUUUGGAAGAAGAAGACCUCUUCGAUGAAGCAGAGUCUUUGAGUUCGGACUCAUCGGCAAAAUCAAGAGUUUGGGAGAGCGAACACGAAAAUGGUCGCACCUACCACUCCGUCAGCGCCGGAAAGUACCAAUAUCCGAACGACCAAUGGGAAAAUGACCGGCUAAACUUUCAGCACCUUAUCUGGACUCUCACUCUCGAAGGUAAAUUAGCGGUCUGCCCAGCUCACCAAACAGCGAAGCGUGUUCUGGACAUGGGCACUGGGACGGGCGUGUGGGCCAUAGCUUUUGCGAACGAAUUUAAGGAUGCCGAGGUCAUCGGUGUUGACUUGAGUCCCAUUCAACCUUCGUGGGCUCCUCCUAACUAUAAAUUUGAGAUUGACGACCUAGAAAAGCCGUGGGCCUGGCAUGAGCCAUUCGACUUCAUCUUCUGCCGGACAAUGGAAGGAUCGUUUGCUGAUCCGAAGCUGAUUAUUCAAGAGAUACACGACAAUCUGACACCUGGUGGUUGGUUCGAAGCCGGUGGUUUCGUCCUUCCAAUGGGCUGUGAUGACGGCAGCGUUCCCGAAGAAUCAGCACUGCGAAGAUGGCAUGACCUGAUGGCGCAAGCAGGCGAGCAGUGUGGACGUUCGAUCGAGAGUCCAUCGAAGUACAUCAAGGCCAUCGAGGACGCCGGAUUCGUUGACAUUGUAACCGAGAAAUUCAUCUGGCCCUUGAAUACGUGGCCCAAAGACAAGAGGUUCAAAGAGAUUGGGAGGUGGAUGGUUCUCAAUCUCGACAUGGGCAUAGAGGCACUGACUUUGGGUCUUCUUACGCGCGUCAUGGGUUGGACAAGGGAAGAGGUCUUAAAAUUGUGCGAUGACGUUCGGAAAGACUUGGCAAAGACGUGGUACCACGCAUAUUGGAACGUGCAUGUUGUAUAUGCUCGGAAACCACUAAAGAUCGCGAAUGACGAAGAAAGUCAGGGGGAGGCAAGUUCGAGUCCUCCACUUGAAUCAGCCGAAUCGCCUGAGCCGUCAAAAUCACCAGGAUCGCCUAAAUCACCAGAGUCACCCAAGUCAUCAGGAUCAUCUCAUUCGCCUCCGAGAAAACGGCAGAAAGGCCGUCAGGUUUCUCCAUACCCGUGA